Molecule: messenger RNA, 1316 nt
Organism: Pygocentrus nattereri (red-bellied piranha)
Lineage: Eukaryota; Metazoa; Chordata; Actinopteri; Characiformes; Serrasalmidae
Exons: 3
Coding region: 183-1163 (326 amino acids)
Source: RefSeq, a predicted model, not a curated record
AGAUCUGGCAACCCUGAAAGGACUAUAUACAUCUCUGGUACUCAAGAAGUCGUGGUAUGAUCGGCAGAGCGUUGCACCAGUGAACAACUCCUUUUCUCGUCCUACUAAGAAAAAGUGUUGAAGUUCUUUGUUCGGGAGCUCAACUUGACUUGCUGCUGUUCAGAACUUCAGAACAUAAGAACAUGUCAGCAGACGUUCAGAGUCUCUAUCAAACUCCGGAGGAGAAAAAGACGCCCAGGGAAGAAUUGCUUGAAGCCUUGGAAAACCUUGGCCCAUACAGCAAUGUCAUUGAUAAAAAUGGGGCGACGGUGCUGAACUGUCUGCCUUCCAUUGUUUUAAGUCUGGGUGCCUCUGGUACAUGUCAAGCUUUCAAAUGGAUCACAACUGAAGUUGGUAAAGUCUUAUGUCUUAACCUGGUACGGUACUUUUGCAAGACGCUCAAAAAGUCAGAAGUCAGCGAGGAAUUUGAUCUGGGCAGUGAGGAUGGAGAACUGCAUGGUGUGGACAGAGAACUGCACAUUGUGCUGGUGGGUAAAGGCAGCAUCAGUGAUCAGACCCAUCCUGCCAAUCGGCUUGUGCCUCUGAAAAACAUCACUGAUACAAUCCUGUAUCCUCCAUGGAACUGCGCCAUUGACGGCAACGUUGCUUAUGGCAUCUCAGCAGGGUGCAUCCUGCCCGAGCACCGAGUCUUCAGAAACGGGGAACCUCAGGGGCCCCUCCCUGAACGCUGGAACUCCAUGGCAGCUCAGCCGGGAGCUGAAGUUCCUAAAAUCACCCUUGGUCCGAUGAGGAAUAAUGCUGAUUGGAUGAUGAAUCUCACAGCAUUAGCUCAAUGGAAGGAUUUGUUCAGAGAUCACAGGCGCCUUGUCAUUCCAUAUCCACCAGGAGGCGUCUUUGCUAAGUGGCUACCAGAAGUGGCUUUAUAUAAGAUCAUUGGUGUGAUUGCAUUCCUGCUCUGGAUUUUCAAAAAAAAAGCCACCAUUCACCUGGCCGCAGGUCUGGAGUACAGAGGAACUAAACCACUGGAUGAGAGGAAGCUGCAGGAACAGUAUGCCUACACAAGGUCUGGCACUGUAAUGUCCACAGAGAACAUGGAGCUCUAUGAUUUUUCCACGCUGUACGAACUCCUUCGCACCACAUUCAACGAAGCACAUGAAGAUUAAAAGGGCUCAAAACGAAUUAACAAAAUGGCUAAUUUCUUUCCUUUUUCUUAAUAGGCAGUAUGUAAGUUUAAUACACUGCUCAAAAAAAUAAAGGGAACACUCCAAUAACACAUCCUAGAUCUGAAUGAAUACUUUGUUCUGUACAAAGUUGAA